UUUUUCCAUAUUUCUUUUAAGAAACUCUAAUCUUAUCUUGAAUCAAUCACCUAAAAGUUUAUUUACGCCACUUAAACUAUAAAUCAUAUUACCCUGUUUUUCAAUGAACAAAAACAGAGGAUCCUCUGUUUGACACUUCCAUUUCAACCCUUUUCCAGCGCUUAUUUCUGUCAAAAACUAAUGCCGCCGGCGAGGGAAAAAUGUAGUUACUACUAUCCAUCUCCAAUUUCUACUCAUGAAGAAGUUGCUAAUCAAGCAGAGGUGUUCUUGGAUGCGCUUAGAAGUUUCCAUUCUAUGAUGGGCACCAAAUUCAUGGUGCCAGUAACAGGAAAAAAAGAGUUAAAUUUACAUCUGUUAUAUGUGGAGGUUACAAAAAGGGGUGGAUAUGACAAGGUGGUUUUAGAGAAGAAAUGGAGGGAAAUAAGUUCAAAAUUUAAUUUUUCUUCCACCACAACAAGUGCUUCUUUUGUACUGAAAAAACAUUAUCUUAGCCUUCUUUACCAGUUUGAGCAAGUUUACUUCUUUAAUUUACAAGGCCCUGUAAUUCAAACUCCUUCACCAGUUUCUUCUAUUCCUUUGAGCAUUCCAGCAAUAGGAACAAUUGAUGGGAAAUUUGACUGUGGUUAUUUAGUCACAGUUAAAGUAGGACAUGAUGUGUUGAGUGGAGUAAUUUACCAUCCUUCAGCAGAUGAUCCACCAUGCACACCUUCUUCCCCAGCUGAAGAUCUCAGCAUGGCAAUCAUUCCAUACAAUCCUAUGCAACCUCGCAAAGCCUCAAGAAGGAGAAGACGAAAGAGGAAGCGAUGGGGCGGAGAUCCGACCCAUCCGAAACCCAAUAGAAGUGGCUACAAUUUCUUUUUCUCGGAGAAGCAUUCAGUGCUCAAGUCCCUUUAUCCUAAUAGUAGAGAAAGGGAGUUUACUAAGAUGAUUGGAGAAUUAUGGAACAAUCUUGGCCCUGAAGAGAGAGUAGUUUAUCAAAAUAUUGGGUUGAGAGAUAAAGAAAGAUAUAGGAGAGAACUCCAGGAAUACAACGAGAAGUUAGCAGCAAACUUAUUAGGACAAUCAACUAUGGGAAGUGUAGCAAAUCCAGUGGAACGAAAAUAGUAUUUCCUCCAUUCUGAAAUACUUGCUACAUUAUGGUUAUUAACACUAUUCGUCAUUCAGGCUUAUAUUUUAUAUUGCGGCUAAUGCCUAAUGUGUAAGAAAAAAUAUAAUCAAGUUGAAUCUUGUUUGAAUCGUCUAAUCACAUAUUUUUAUAUUUGUAACUUUUUAGAAGUAAA
Messenger RNA from Amaranthus tricolor (Joseph's coat), 1280 nucleotides. RefSeq names its product high mobility group B protein 9. Lineage: Eukaryota; Viridiplantae; Streptophyta; Magnoliopsida; Caryophyllales; Amaranthaceae. Gene Ontology annotation, molecular function: DNA binding. The transcript is spliced from 5 exons. The record is from RefSeq and is a predicted model, not a curated record. Bases 181 to 1104 code for a protein of 307 amino acids.